AUGGGCAGCUCACCCAACCUCUCAGAGCCGCCCUCCUCCCUGGGAGGGGGUCUGGUAGCCAUCACCUCCUCCAGCACCGUCAGGAGGUUCCUGCAAGGGCCUAUGGGCCCCUCCCUGAGAGGCAGUGCGGGUGUCGCCGUGGCCCUGCUUUGCCAAAAGCCCUGUAGCGGCUCCCUCUUGUCCAUGCAGUGCGUUCUGAGCCUCUUGGGCUGGCAUUCAGGGCCUUCCCACCUGGUUCCUGCAGCGUCUGCAGCACCCUCGCCCUCACCUCUGCAAGGCAGUGACUGCCCAACCUGGCACACCCCCUGCCACACCUACCGUAUCACUUUACCCUCCCCCCAAAUUCCAGCCUCCCCCUGCCUCUGCCCCUACCGUUCCCCUCUGCUCCCUCUCCUCCCUCGAGACCUGGCUCAGUGGGCAUCCCACUAUUCCCAGCCCCUAACUGAGUCCAGGGCCUCCUCCAGGCCCCUAGUCCCCCCGGUGCCAUCGCCUGAGAUGGUCUUUAUCACGCCCGUUGUCAUUGGGCAUUCAGCUGUGUGUCUGCUUGACCUGGAGAGACUCAGAUCUCCACGAAGGCAGGAUGUGUGUGAUCUGCAGAAAGAAUAACUGGAUGAAGAAAUGAAUGAGCAGUGGAAUGAACAUUUUGUCUGCUGCCUGUGCCAGUCCAGUGCCUGGCAAGUCUGCCCAGGGGUGAAGGAGGUCAACAGGCAGCCUCUUGCCUCCCUCUCCUACCUUAGGGGUCUAUGGCCCAGCCCUUCUAUCCAUCUUGUGUUGGUUUUUAAAAGGCAGAGAGACUAUGGUAAAAAACAAACAACAACAACAACAACAACAACAAAAACAGAGCUGGGAUCACACACACCUGGCUUCAAUCCCUGGUUUCAUCUCUGCCCUUAACUAAACCAGCUGUGUGACUUUGGGCAAGUGACUGAACCUCUCUGAAACUCCAUUUCUUCAUGCAUGCUGGGGUUGGCUAACAGUAGUCCUUACCUCACAGAGACACUACGAGGAUUAAAUGAUGAAAUGCAUGGCACAUGACCAGCCUAGAGUAAGUGUCUGAAUGUGCGGUGAUUCUAUCAGUCAGGACAUUGUUGGUUGCUAGUAUCAGAAACCCAGCUCAACCUGGCUUACAGCAGAAGAGGACACCCCUAGCCAAAAAGUCUGCAGUCAUCUGAUUGGCCACCCUAGUCUCCAGAGUUGGAGUGAGGUCGAUCCACUAGCUGGCGGAAAGCGAGAUCUCCCAAGGAAAACUGGAGCAUAGUAGCCAGAAAAAGAGGGAUGGAUACUGGGCAGGCAGAAACAGCAGGUGCCCCCAUGACUAACUGUAGGUGGGAGGUGUAGAAAGGCAGAGGCCUUCACCAUGGCCCAACGCUGAGGGAGGUGGUGCUCAGCCACCCCUCGUGGGCCUUACCCUUCUUCCAUGAAAAUGACCUCCAUAUUCUGCCUCCCUGCAUCAGGGGAGGCCUGGCCAGAAGAGCCCAAGAAAGGGUUUUCUGCCCUGACCCUGACUGACCUUG
Gorilla gorilla gorilla (western lowland gorilla) is the source of this 1514-nucleotide messenger RNA. RefSeq lists its product as uncharacterized. NCBI's taxonomy places the organism in Eukaryota, Metazoa, Chordata, Mammalia, Primates, Hominidae. The transcript has 2 exons. The record is from RefSeq and is a predicted model, not a curated record. Bases 1 to 606 code for a protein of 201 amino acids.